Molecule: messenger RNA, 1050 nt
Organism: Cyclocybe aegerita
Lineage: Eukaryota; Fungi; Basidiomycota; Agaricomycetes; Agaricales; Hemipholiotaceae
Source: the annotation of a GenBank genome assembly
AUGGGAUUCGUCAAUCCUAUCAGUCUGAAGGGACCUGCUGAGAUAACCCAUGGGUGGAUGCUCAUAGGCCUUGCCCUAAACAUCCUUUUAAUGGGGGUUAUGAUCGCCCAAGUAUACAUGUACUAUACACAGUAUCGGGACGACACCUGGUGGCUAAAGGCAAUGGUGGCCGCGGUAUUCCUGCUCGACAUUAUUAAUACGGCAUUCCUUUUCGCCUACAUAUACCGGUCUCUCAUCACAUUUUUCGGAGACGUGCAAUUCCUCGCCCAAGUUGACUGGAUGCUUGCUACUGGCGCAUGGACAACAGGCGUGAUCGCAGCCAUCGUCCAACUCUUCUUCGCCUGGCGUAUCUUCGUGCUCACAAGGAAUUGGGCGUACGUGAUCGUUAUCGGAAGCCUGGCGCUUGCUGGAUGCGCCGCCUCCAUCGUUGUCCCUGUGAAGACUGGGCUUUCUUUCCCAGUCAGCCGAAUUCAUGAAGUCAAACCGGUCGUAACGGUUUGGCUUGCUUCAGAUGUGGCCGCUGACAUUAUCAUCACGACCGUGCUUGUGUGGUACCUGGUAAGCCAAAUUCCGCACAAACACAAAAGCGGCUUCAAACGUUCAGACAUGGUGGUCGACCAAAUCAUACGAUUCACUAUACAGACUGGUCUUUUAACGGUGGUUUUUGCAUCCAUAGAUCUUUUCUUCUUCCUUUUCGAUCCCACGGGAACACACUUCCUAUUCAAUUUCACACUCUCUAAGCUCUACUCCAACUCGCUAAUGAGCAGCUUGAACUCACGCCGUGGCUGGAAAUUCGGCGGCGCCUCUUCUGGUGUUGUGUCAGAUAGCGAUGGCCCGAUAACGACGAGUUGGGUCCAACGGCAUCUCCCCCCGACUGUCCAGAAGACGGACGUCGGGGCAACCACAGAUUCGCAAGAAUUACGCGAAGUACACGUCCACACGGCCCAGCAAUUCGAUGAGGGUUCAAGAACUCUUCACACCCAAUCGUCGGGACGUAGAUCAAUGGAUACAGAAAACUGGACGACGGAUACAAAUCGCUGGUCUCGAUAA